AUGGUAAGCCUAAGCUCUUGCGUUCGGGCUGCUCUGCGUAGUCUCUACCCUGGGCUCCGUAUGCUGCAGUUUACACCGAGGCGCAUAUUCGGCCUUUUGCCGGUGCUCACCGUCUGCCUUCUGAUAGCUCUGGGCUAUAUAGCAAUCGUGGUGGUGACCCUCGUACCAAUGCUGGCCGCGAAACCGUUCUGGGCGACAGUGCUACUCCUAUUAGUUCACUGCAUUCUUGUGCUGUUACUGUGGUCAUACGCCGCGGUGGUGCUUGUUGACCCGGGGCACGUUCCAGCGACGUGGUCCUUCGCCCGCCUUGGGUGGCCUCUUGAGCUUCGAGGCUCACCGGAAGCACGGGAUUUCGUGGCGAAAAGUGACCUGUCCGACGCAGCGGACGGUUCUGAACGUGGAAUGCUCGUCGAAGGCCUACGAUUCGUCCCUAAUGACAAAGUCAAGCUUCCUGCGGUUGUGCUCAUGCGAAAUCGAUUCAACAGAUAUCGAUACUGCAGCAAGUGUCUGAUCUACAAGCCUGACCGAGCGCAUCAUUGCAGUGCACUGGAACGCUGCGUUCUAAAGAUGGACCACUUUUGUCCGUGGACGAAUAACACUGUCGGCUUCUAUAAUCACAAGUUUUUCGUGCAGUUUCUUUACUAUGGAUUUAUGGCAUGCCUCGUCACAGCAGUUCUAUCUUUUCCAGCGAUUGUACAGCGCCUAUCGAUGGAGAUCUCUGACGAGCAAACAAGAGAGUUCGUCAUCGUCAUUCUCGGACUUAUUGGCUGGAUUGUUUGUGUAAUUUUCGCGUUUGCCUUACUUUUUUUCGCUGCGUUUCAUACGUACCUUGUGCUCAGAAAUCGCACAACGAUAGAGACAUAUGAAGCAACAGAUCCAACUACAGCAUUGGUACUGGAGGCGUUUGAUUUGGGGCCCAGAGCGAACUGGAAGAGUGUGUUUGGGGAGCACGUAUGGGCGUGGAUCCUUCCGGUGUGGAGCAGACACCAUCGCGGAGACGGCAUCUCAUGGGAAACCAGGGUUCACCGGGAAGCCUUCGUCUAA
Cyanidioschyzon merolae strain 10D is the source of this 1044-nucleotide messenger RNA. RefSeq lists its product as hypothetical. The record is from RefSeq and is a predicted model, not a curated record. NCBI's taxonomy places the organism in Eukaryota, Rhodophyta, Bangiophyceae, Cyanidiales, Cyanidiaceae. The transcript has a single exon. The coding region runs from base 1 to 1044 and encodes 347 amino acids. Gene Ontology annotation, molecular function: palmitoyltransferase activity.